Molecule: messenger RNA, 1004 nt
Organism: Lactuca sativa (garden lettuce)
Lineage: Eukaryota; Viridiplantae; Streptophyta; Magnoliopsida; Asterales; Asteraceae
Product: ras-related protein RABA1e
Molecular function (GO): GTP binding; GTPase activity
Source: RefSeq, a predicted model, not a curated record
CGUAUAUAUUAAACCUAUCUGGAUUUGAGAGCUCAUUUUGUGCUAAAUUUACUAAUUAAAAUGUUUCUUCCUACCUCAUAUAUUGCAAGCUCGAAACUUACAAAAAUGUUUUGGGAUAUUCUAUUUUGUUAGACUUAACUAUAUUUAGAUUUUAUGGAACGCUUACCAUUACACAAUUGAUAGAAAACUUAAUCGGAAAACUAAAACAAAUUAAACUCUAAUCAUCGUCCAAUCUUGGAUCUCUUUCUUCCCGAACAAAGUUUUGAUCUCUCUUUACAGAAAUGGUGGCGUAUAAUGAUCACGAUUGCUUCUUCAAGCUUGUUUUGAUCGGGGAUUCAGGUGUCGGGAAAAGCAAUCUCUUAUCACAAUUCUCUAGGAACGAAUUCAUCCUCAAAUCCUCAGCCACUAUCGGGGUUGAAUUCGCCAACAGCAGCAUCGAAGUUGGCGGCAAGAUUAUCAAGGCCCAAAUUUGGGACACAGCUGGCCAAGAAAAGUAUCGGGCCAUAACUAGUGCAUACUAUCGAGGUGCAGUAGGUGCAUUGAUCGUCUAUGACAUCUCACGUAAAAUAACAUUUGAAAACGUGGAAAAAUGGUUGAAGGAGGUUCGGGAUCACAAGGAUCAAAACAUGGUGAUCGUGCUCCUUGGGAACAAAGCUGAUCAAACUAACUUGCGAGAGGUCCAAAGGGAGGAUGCAAAGGCAUUUGCCGAGAGAGAGAAUAUUAACUUAUUCAUGGAAACAUCGGCUCUCGAUAAAUCAUGUGUCGACAACGCUUUCACCAAAGUGUUGACUCAGAUUUACCAUAUGGAUAAUCGUCGCAAGGUCGAACCCAAGGGACAAACGAAGAACCUUGGAGGUCAUGAAGAUGUUGGGAUCAAAAGGGCAAGUGUAGGUUCCCUUUUUCCAAAAAUACCUCAAACUCUAACGUGUUGAGCCUUUCUUCUCAAUCUUUUCUUGGAAUUGAAUUCUAAUAUAUCAAAAACAUCUCCUGGUAGAAACAUAUUU